Strigops habroptila (Kakapo) is the source of this 1350-nucleotide messenger RNA. It is a transcript of the gene PPP4C, whose product is annotated as protein phosphatase 4 catalytic subunit. Gene Ontology annotation, cellular component: nucleus; cytoplasm. The transcript has 9 exons. Gene Ontology annotation, biological process: peptidyl-serine dephosphorylation; double-strand break repair via homologous recombination. Lineage: Eukaryota; Metazoa; Chordata; Aves; Psittaciformes; Psittacidae. The coding region runs from base 104 to 1027 and encodes 307 amino acids. Gene Ontology annotation, molecular function: protein serine/threonine phosphatase activity. The record is from RefSeq and is a predicted model, not a curated record.
UCUUGCCAACGUCACUCCCCGCCGCCGGGCGCGCUCUUCCGCUUCCGGCAGGGGCCGGCCCGGAAGUGACGCGCGGCGGCGGCGGCGGAGGGUCGCAGCCGCCAUGGGGGAGCUGAGCGACCUGGACCGGCAGAUCGAGCAGCUGCGCCGCUGCGAGCUCAUCAAGGAGAGCGAGGUGAAGGCGCUCUGCGCCAAGGCCCGGGAGAUCCUGGUGGAGGAGAGCAACGUGCAGAGGGUCGACUCCCCCGUCACGGUGUGCGGCGACAUCCACGGGCAGUUCUAUGACCUCAAGGAGCUCUUCAGGGUCGGGGGGGACGUCCCCGAGACCAACUACCUGUUCAUGGGCGACUUUGUGGAUCGGGGCUUCUACAGCGUCGAGACCUUCCUGCUGCUGCUGGCGCUCAAGGUGCGUUACCCCGACCGGAUCACGCUGAUCCGCGGGAACCACGAGAGCCGGCAGAUCACGCAGGUCUACGGCUUCUACGACGAGUGCCUGCGCAAGUACGGCUCCGUCACCGUGUGGCGCUACUGCACCGAGAUCUUCGACUACCUCAGCCUCUCCGCCAUCAUCGACGGCAAGAUCUUCUGCGUGCACGGCGGCCUCUCGCCCUCCAUCCAGACGCUCGACCAGAUCCGCACCAUCGACCGGAAGCAGGAGGUGCCCCACGACGGGCCCAUGUGCGACCUGCUCUGGUCCGACCCCGAGGACACGACGGGCUGGGGCGUGUCGCCGCGGGGCGCCGGGUACCUGUUCGGCAGCGACGUGGUGGCGCAGUUCAACGCCGCCAACGACAUCGACAUGAUCUGCCGCGCGCACCAGCUCGUCAUGGAGGGCUACAAGUGGCACUUCAGCGAGACCGUGCUCACCGUCUGGUCCGCCCCCAACUACUGCUACAGGUGCGGGAACGUGGCGGCCAUCCUGGAGCUGGACGAGCACCUGCAGAAGGAAUUCAUCAUCUUCGAGGCGGCGCCGCAGGAGACGCGCGGGAUCCCCGCCAAGAAGCCCGUGGCCGACUACUUCCUGUGACACGGGGUCAGCCGGGGUCACCUGGGGUCACCUGAGGUCACCCAGGCUCCACCGGACCCAAUGGGCACACUGCGGUCACCCAGGUCCAAUGGGGUCAACAGGGGUCACCUGAGGUCAAUGAGGUCAACCGGGGUCACCGCCUGCCCCCACGUGCCCUUGUGCCCUCCUGACCCGCUGUGACCUUUCGGGACCCCUCCACCCCCCCCACCAUGACCUUUGAGGUGACCCCUCCCCUCCACCUCCCCGUCCCCCCCCCGUUUCGCCGCAAACGGGUUUUUUGAGGCCGUUUCUGCUCCUUUUAGAUAAAAAAACGUCCAAAAGGC